AUGGGUUUCACCGAUGCCGUCCUUGCCGAGCUGCGAGACGGCGAUGUCCUCAGCGCGGAGGAGAAAGCGCACUUUGUGCUGGCAGGCUUUGUCAAGGUCCGCAGCGCCGUUUCUCGCUCCGCCGCCGAUGCAGCUGCUGAAGCAGUCUGGGCAGCAGCGGAGCUGCAGGAGCAGAGCUGUCGGCGCUGGCCUAGCUCUUGGGAACGAGGUGAUGUGAUGAUGAAGCAGCAGAUUCCCAGUGACCUCCUGAACAGUAAGAAGCUGCACGCCGCUUUGGAUGAUUUGCUCGGCAGUGGACGGUGGAGCACGGAAGGACUAGAGGAUCUUGGUUGGGCACCGAUGCGCUUUCCGGCCUCUAAGCUGCGCUGCCGCACGGCAAAGGGAACUUGGGACGUAGAAGACACCAGGGUGGAGGCACCCUGCCAGUACCAUUUGGAUGGCUCUUGGUACCAGCAUCGACUUUUUUGUCCUCAGCAAGCCAUCAUAAUUUGUGUCAUAUUAACAGACACGGCGAUGGGUGGUGCUGGUACUGCCGUGAAGCUGGCUUCACAUUUUCACAUGGCUCAGCACCUUGUUGAAGCUGGAGAACAUGGUUUAGAUCAUGCGAGCCUAUGCAGGGAAGCACAGGCCCUCGAUGUUGAGCAACACCCGGAGUACGAGAUCUACUGCAAUGCCGGAGAUGUUCUGCUGCUUCAUCCACAUUUGGCACACAGUAGCACAACCAACGUUCGAUUCGGGCGUGAUGUUCGCUUGGCUCUCACCAAGAGGGCCUACUGGACCACAGGCCCAGCCACCACGUCAGAUUCUUUGAUGCCAGUGGAGUUUCCAUUGUCUUGGGCCGCAACGAAGCGAACGAGGCGGGAGCUGGACAUCAUCGUGGAGAGCGCACGCCAAGCAGUGACGCACAUCGGAGACUCUUCUGUGAUUCCAUGGCAGACCUUGAAAGAAGAACUGAUCGAGGCCCCAGUGGCUACUGUUGAAGAUGUGGAUGCGCGACUGGCCGAGUGUGCUGCCUUUUCUUCGGGGUCAGAGUCCGGUUGCAGCAUCGACUUGGGCUGUUUGCUUCUGACCACCGAGACCCUGCAACAUGUCGUCAAGGUCGCAGCUAGCACUGACAUAUCCAAGGAGUGCUGCUUGGGUUUGGCACGCUGUGGCCUGGGCCCAGCAGGCAGUUCUGCGCUUGGACGUUUGCUGCAAGCUCCGUUGAGGCUUACGCGUCUUCUGCUUCAAGGCAAUGCGAUGGGAGAUGGUGGAGUUGUAGCAUUGCUCGCGCUUGCAGCUGAAACUUUACGUACAGUGGAGACAUUGUCGUUGAGCUCCAACGAGUUAACUGAGAUCAGCUUGGAGGCGUUGGUAGAUGCCCUAGGCGGGGGCCAUGGCAACUUGCAAUGUCUGAAGCUCAACGACAACAGCAUCGGGCCUGAAGGUGCUGAUGCUCUAGCACGCUUGGUCUCCAUGCCGAGCCUGCGGCAUUUGGAGCUUCGCAGCUGCCCAAUCAAGGAUGAAGGCAUCCUGACUUUGAAGGAGAACUUGGAGAGCUCUCACCUGGAGGUUCUAGACCUGGAGAGAACACGUCUCAGUGACCCAGCAGCGGUCAUGCUCAAUGAUAUGCUGAUCGAAGCGUUCCCCUUCCUCCGCUGCCUUUCGCUGCGGGCUUGUCGCAUCACGGACCAGGGUGCAGUUCCCCUUCUGCGCGCCACCUGUGGCAGAAGCUUCCAGAGGCUGGAUCUUGGCCGGAACUUUGUGGGAGACGGCGUCAUAAAGGCCUUCGCAGACCUUCUUCCAGAUUUCGAAGAGGGACGAGGACUUGAGGAGCCGCUCUUGGGCACAAAUCAAGUCACAGACGCUGGAAUUGAGAUGCUUUACGAUGGCUUGGUCAGCUGCAGGGGAACCGUGAGGUUUAUGAACUUCACCAGCAAUCUUCUGACAUCGCAGUCUCUGCAGCGCAUGACGGCCUUUCUGGAUCUUUGUUGUUCCAAAAAAGAGCUGCCGCUUUGGGGCUUGGAUCUCACUUACAAUGACAUGUCUGUGAAGUCGGUUCAGCAGUUUCGGGCAGCUGUGGGUCGACUCUCCGGGACCUUCUCCAGGUCCUGGCAGUGGGAGAGGUGUUUCACUGCAGGAUGUGGCUGAGACCAGCCUGGUGACCCUGGUGGAGUUUGGUGCGAUGGUAUUUUGCCCACCAAAAGGCGAUCGCCCAUCACGAGCCAACCACGAGCAGCGGAAUUCUGCCGGCCUCGAUUUGGAUGCCUACUACUGGAACACAUUGGGAAAAAAAUGCCAAAUCUGAGGAUUUGAAUGGCAACCCGAGAGCUAGCAAUGUCUCUGCCACUUGGCAUGCUCUACAACAUUUGCAACUCAAGUUCAACUCGGGUGGAGCGACACGACUCGGAAGGUCCAGCUGAAACUGAAGAUCAUGAGGAUCACGGGAACCUACCAACUAACGUAUAGAUCAUGCUGGAACCAUCAAUUUGGAGCUUGGAGUUGACAGCAAGCUGGACUGCAAAAC
Molecule: messenger RNA, 2506 nt
Organism: Cladocopium goreaui
Lineage: Eukaryota; Dinophyceae; Suessiales; Symbiodiniaceae
Source: the annotation of a GenBank genome assembly